This is a messenger RNA of Balaenoptera acutorostrata (minke whale), 2743 nucleotides long. RefSeq names its product DDB1 and CUL4 associated factor 11 (gene DCAF11). The transcript has 15 exons. Bases 309 to 1949 code for a protein of 546 amino acids. Gene Ontology annotation, biological process: proteasome-mediated ubiquitin-dependent protein catabolic process. Gene Ontology annotation, cellular component: Cul4-RING E3 ubiquitin ligase complex. The record is from RefSeq and is a predicted model, not a curated record. NCBI's taxonomy places the organism in Eukaryota, Metazoa, Chordata, Mammalia, Artiodactyla, Balaenopteridae. Gene Ontology annotation, molecular function: protein binding.
UUGAGGUAGAAAACUGAGAAAUUCCUCUUCAAAGGAUUCUCACUGGUGAGCUAGGGUCGUGCCCUAGGCUUCACUCUGCUUUUUUUGCUUCACAGGAUCGGGAAAGGUUUGUGUUCCCGAAGCCUUAGGAGUUGUCACAGGCUAAGGAGAAGGGAUCUCAGUCUCUAGGAAGGGUCGCUCUCCUAGAGACAGCUACUAUCGUAUCUCAGGAGACUCUGGUGUUUCUAGAGCAGGCUUUGCUUUCACCAAAUCCAAGGAGGUGACAGGAGGAGUCCCUGCACAGGACCUAAGGAUGCUGUGACCAGAAGAUGGGAUCACGGAACAGCAGCAGCGCAGGAACUGGGUCCGGAGACCCCUCCGAGGGCUUGCCCCGAAGAGGGACUGGCCUGCGUAGGAGUGAGGAAGAGGAAGAGGAGGAUGAAGAUGUGGAUCUGGCCCAGGUACUGGCCUAUCUCCUACGCAGAGGCCAAGUGAGGUUGGUGCAGGGAGGAGGUGCAGCAAAUUUACAGCUCAUCCAGGCCCUCUCGGACUCGGAGGAAGAGCAUGACAGUGCCUGGGAUGGUCGUCUUGGAGACCGAUACAACCCACCCGUGGAUGCAACCCCUGACACCCGGGAGCUGGAAUGCAAUGAGAUCAAGACACAAGUGGAAUUGGCCACAGGGCGGCUGGGGCUUAGGCGGGCAGCCCGGGAGCACAGCUUCCCUCAAAUGCUGCACCAGAGAGAACGGGGCCUCUGCCACCAGGGAAGCUUCUCCCUUGGAGAACGGUCUCGAAUGAUGUCUCACUUCUUGCCCAAUGAUCUGGGCUUCACUGAUACCUACUCUCAGAAGGCUUUCUGUGGCAUCUACAGCAAAGAUGGUCAAAUCUUCAUGUCUGCUUGCCAAGACCAGACAAUCCGACUGUAUGACUGCCGGUAUGGCCGCUUUCAUAAAUUCAAGAGCAUCAAGGCCCGGGAUGUAGGCUGGAGCGUCUUGGAUGUGGCCUUCACCCCUGAUGGGAACCAUUUCCUUUACUCCAGCUGGUCUGAUUACAUUCAUAUCUGCAACAUCUACGGGGAGGGAGACACACAUACUGCCCUGGAUCUAAGGCCAGAUGAGCGUCGCUUUGCUGUCUUCUCCAUCGCUGUCUCCUCAGAUGGGCGAGAAGUGCUAGGAGGGGCCAAUGAUGGCUGCCUGUACGUCUUUGAUCGAGAACAGAACCGACGUACCCUUCAGAUUGAGUCCCAUGAGGAUGAUGUGAAUGCGGUGGCCUUUGCUGACAUCAGCUCCCAAAUCCUGUUCUCCGGGGGGGACGAUGCCAUCUGCAAAGUGUGGGAUCGACGCACCAUGCGGGAGGAUGACCCCAAGCCCGUGGGUGCGCUGGCUGGACAUCAAGACGGCAUCACCUUCAUUGACAGCAAGGGAGAUGCCCGGUAUCUCAUCUCCAACUCCAAAGACCAGACCAUCAAGCUCUGGGAUAUCCGACGCUUUUCUAGCCGGGAAGGCAUGGAAGCCUCUCGCCAGGCUGCCACACAGCAAAACUGGGACUACCGCUGGCAGCAGGUGCCCAAAAAAGCCUGGCGGAAGCUGAAGCUCCCAGGGGACAGCUCCUUGAUGACCUACCGGGGCCAUGGGGUGCUGCAUACCCUCAUCCGCUGCCGAUUCUCCCCCACCCAUAGCACCGGCCAGCAAUUCAUCUACAGUGGCUGCUCCACUGGCAAAGUGGUCGUGUACGACCUCCUCAGCGGCCACAUCGUGAAGAAGCUGACCAACCACAAGGCCUGUGUGCGUGACGUCAGCUGGCACCCCUACGAGGAGAAGAUUGUCAGCAGUUCGUGGGACGGGAACCUGCGUCUGUGGCAGUACCGCCAGGCUGAGUACUUCCAGGAUGACAUGCCAGAGUCUGAGGAACACCUGAGCACCCCUGCCCCAAUGUCCCACCCCUCUACAGCCUUUUCCUCGCCCCAGUAGAUCUGACUUCCAGCCCCAUUCAUGGGGGACACGGCUUCGAGCCCUGGUCCAGGAAGAUCCCACAUGCCAUGGAGCAACUAAGCCCGUGCGCCGCAACUACUGAGCCUGUGCUCUAGAGCCCGCAAGCCACAACUGCUGAGCCUGCAUGCCACAACUACUGAAGCCCGUGCACCUAGAGCCCAUGCUCCGCAACAAGAGAAGCCACCGCAUUGAGAAGCCCGCACACCGCAACGAAGAGUAGCCCCCGCUCACCACUACUAGAGAAAAGCCCGCGCGCAGCAACGAAGACCCAAUGCAGCCAAAAAUAAAUAAAAUAAAUUUUUUAAAAAAGAAAACUUUAUAAAUUCCAUUUGAAAAUAAAUGCAUUUCCAAUACAAUUUUAGUUUAUUAUUAAUUAUCAAACUGUGAAAUGUUUGUUGUACAAAUAAUACAUUUUGUACUAACAAUUUUGAAAUUUGUACUAGUAAAAAAUAGGAAAUUCAGUACAGAAAAAAAAGUUUAACCUUGUGAUCACAGGAAAUGUGUAAAAAUUGUUUCAAAUUAUCUACUCCUUUUGGCAGAGAAGUGUGAUCAAUCAAAGACUUUCAGGCAUAAAAACAUUAGGAUAAUUUCAGUGGGGAAAGAAUGGAAAUGUUAUUUCUGACUCUUAAGAUCUUGUCACAUGUUUUUAAAUGAAAAACGGUGAGGCAUAUAAUCACUGUAGUGUUUAGAUUCCAUUGGAUAUAUUUAAAAGAGUGAAAAAGAUAGCUUUACUUUUGAAAUGUCAACAUAUACGAUACACUGGAAAUUAUGUC